This is a messenger RNA of Pelagomonas calceolata, 1438 nucleotides long. Lineage: Eukaryota; Pelagophyceae; Pelagomonadales; Pelagomonadaceae. The record is from the annotation of a GenBank genome assembly.
AAGGGCAGCACUUGUGAUGGGUGCUGCAGCACCGCGGCGCUCCGAGCUGCUGUACGCGUACGCAGAUAGCAAUAAUCGUGGCGUUACGCCGGCGCAGCGAUGCCUCGAACGCUGCGACGACGACGGCGAGCGCUGCUGUUAGCAAUCGCUUUGACACAAACAGCAGCCCUGCUGCCAUCACUGCCACCGCGCAGCACAACGCGACAAAGAGCCACGCCCAUCGCCGACGACUUUUGCGUGCUGCCGCCCGACGACGCCGACAUCAGUGCGACGCUCGACGACUUGCUCACGGAGACGCGCGGCUUUGACCUCGCGUUACGAGCGGCACCGAUCGUCGCGCCGGGCUUUGCGUUCAUCGCCUACCCCUACGUCGCUGCAGCAUUUAGAGCGGUCUUCGAACUCGUGAAGAACGCCCCGUAUGUCGAGGUCGACGGCGGCCAGUACGAGAUCAAUAUACUUACCCCUACUCUCAUUGGUAUUGUGAUGCCCUCCCUCUCGAUAUCGUUCGGUACGCUCGUGGCCACGACCGUGAAUACGUUGAGGCAGCGGCAGCUGGAUCUGCGCGUGUUGCUGAACCAGGAGCUCUCGGCGGUGCAGCUGUUAAGGGUCGGGCUCGACGCGAAUUUUCGGGGAGCCACGACGAUGAACGCGCGCGAGGCCGACGCGCGCGCGGCGUUGUUGCUGGAAGGAUAUGUGGCGCGGGUGAUCCAGGAGUCGAGCGGGCGGUCGUGCGCUGCCUGUGUCCGUCUCGCGUCUUUGUUUGCGCCGUCUCGCCCCUGACAUCUACACCACCGCCGCGCCGUCGACGCGGGCUGCGAGAGAGCCGCGGCGGUUAUCCUGAGAAUAUUUGCGGAGGCCUUCGUGAACCUCCACGCUAUCGAGCAGAUGCAGUUACCAUGUCGCGUCGCAGGUCCGAGGAGAGCGUCUCCGUCCCGAACAACGAGCUCGGCGCGCUCUCCUCCCUCUUGUCGGAGACCGCCGCCGACGCGUCGUCGACCUACCAGAACAACCUGCACGCGCUCGUCGCCACGUUAUCUGAAAGGCGAUCAGCGCGCCUGGCCCACCUCGCGACGACGUAUCCCGCCGUCCACUACGCGGUCCUGACGGCCAUCGCCGCGUCGAUCGUGCUCGCGUAUCUCGUCGAGACGGACCAGGAGGUCUUGCAGUUUUUAUCGUCACUCCAACUGCGGCUGUUAUUCACGAUCCUCAUCGGCGUGUUCUCGGGCGUCGGGUCCGUGGUCACGGACAUCGCGGACCCGUUCCGCGGGGCGUACCGGAUCACGUCGACCGUCGCCCAGUUCUUUCCGCUGCGGGAGGCGCUGAUCUGCGACGUCGCGUGCAAGCGGACGGCCCUCGACGACCCCGAGUGGCCGCCUGGUUCUGAACACAUCUAGUUCUUUCUCCCGCUGAGAGUUUGUUUAAUAUGGUUUAUUAUUAA